ACAACGCAUUUGUUUAGUAUCAAUAGAACAAUGUCGUCAAUAAGAUGUAUACUUCUCUCAUUGUUGUCCGUUUGGGCAUUACAGUGUUCAGCUAUAAUGAAAAAUCAAACGCUGUUAGCAGUGAAAAAGGAGAACAAUCGAAUAACCAUCCAGCCUAAACUUUACAUCGUUAAAUCCAAAGAGAUAAUUAUCGGUAAAGCCAAAUAUAUCGACAGGAUCAACAGUACAGGAUGGGGUUAUUUAGAGAUCAGGACUUCACAAAAAGCAAAAGACGAAGAUCAAGCUUAUGGUGCCGGAUACUUGGAAGGAAUAUUAACCGCUGAUCUCAUAUAUAGCUAUUGGUUUAACACGGCUAAAGGCUAUUGCACCGACCGUUUGGAGGUCUGCCAACAAUUAAAAGAUUACAUGUCAACCAAUAAAAACUGGAUUAAAUCGAAAUCAAAUGAGUCCGACCCAUAUUGGUACCAGAUCGGACUAUAUUACAAACAACUUGAUGGGUUGUACGAUGGAUAUAUGCGAGGCAAGUCGCCCGAUACGCCCGAUUUGACUUGGGACGAUUUAUACUGGUUAAACGCCCUCGACGACUUGGGUGACUUAUCUGUGGCUUUAAAUCCAUCAGGAGCUAGUCACCGUAUCCUAGGAAGUGGAUCAUGCUCGGCUCUUAUCAAGCUGAUGCCAGGAAACAAAGACCUAUUCGUAUCGCAUGUGACGUGGAGCGGGUACGAAACAAUGUUGAGAAUACAGAAGAGGUAUAGUCUACGGUUUAGAAAGAGCAAAACGUCCAAUAAACUAAUACGUGGGUUUGAUAUGUCAUUCAGUUCGUUCCCGGGUGGUAUUCAAUCCGGAGAUGAUUUUUACCUGAUGUCUUCAGGUUUGACCACUUUGGAGACUACUAUCGAAAAUUAUAACAAUUCCCUUUGGUCUAACGUGAAACCAGUCGGUCAGGUUUUAGAAUUUGUGCGAGCAAUGAUUGCAAAUCGCCUGGCCGACAACCCCACAAAUUGGGUGGAUAUAUUCAAGCUUCACAAUAGCGGUACGUACAACAAUCAGUGGAUGAUCGUCAACUAUGCGGCCUUUCAACCGGGAAGUCCCUUGCCUUCCAAAGACGUACUCCACGUCCUCGAACAGAUGCCUGGUCACGUGAUACACGAUGAUUUCACUGAUCAUUUAAGCAAUCGGACGUACUGGGCAAGCUACAACGUGCCCUAUUUUCCGUUUAUAUUCAACAUAAGUGGAAACUACGACAUGGAACAACGUUACGGCUCAUGGUUCUCGUACUCCAACACACCUCGGGCUCGCAUAUUUGCCAGAGACCAUGUAAAGAUUCACUGUGACAAUUGUAUGUUACAUCUGAUGCGGUCCAAUAACUUCACACGUGAUCCAGAAUCUCGGUGCGACUGCAGUCCACCAUAUUCAGCGGAAAACGCGAUAUCUGCUAGAAACGAUUUAAAUUUUAAAAACGGUACGUAUCCCAUUGAAGCAUUGGGUCAUCGGUCACACGGAGCCACUGACGUUAAAAUUACUACGAGCCAACUAUUCCAACAGUUGAAGUUUAAAGCCAUUGCAGGCCCCACUCAGGGAAGUAACAACAGUUUAGGACCUUUUUGUUGGAGUAAAUCAGAUUUCAACGAUAAAGUCAGUCAUCUUGGUCAUCCCGACUGCUUCAAUUUUAAACCAGUAUUACAUCAAUGGACUUUAUAAAAUAUGCGGAUAUGGCGAUGGCGGCUACAAGUACGGCGCGCGCGUCAACUGCAUCCAUGCAACUGACCUCGGGACCGGGUCCUGGCGGCCGCGGCCCUCCCGACAGCUGCCCGCGGUCAGAAGUUUGCCGACAACUCAAACGUCAUUGGUCAGGCGGCGUCACGUCGACCGCGCCCUGCUACAAGUCGCGGUGCAUCAGGCGCUGGUGAAGUAAACACAGCUAUUUGUGAAACAAUAUUGUGAUGUACUUUAUGUACUUACACCUGUGUAAUCUAUGAUUGUGUUAUCUUUUUUCUUACGUGGAAAAGAUAUCUAAUCGACGAACAGGAUUUAUUUGCGCAUUACGCACGCAUAUUGUAAUCGGACGGUUUUUUUUUCGUGACUAUAUAGGCUGUUUUUAAAAUGGUUUUUUUAUAGAGCGGUGUUUUUAAACAGUUGAGCUAUUUUUUCCCCGAAAGAUUACGAGCGUCGAUUGACGAAAACAAAAACAACAAUAAUAAUCAUGUAUUUACUAUAUACCUACGGUGAAGUAGAGAUAUUCUAUUUAUCUAGUGCAUAUCAUAAUACCUACGUUGCAAUCGAAAUAAAAAUAUAAUUGUUCAUAUUUUCUCUUCUCUGCUCUACUGAAGUGUUUUUUUUAUUUUAGACAUUACUAUCGGCGUCUAUAUAAAUUUUUAUUUUUUAUAUCUUUAAAUACACGUAUACUUAUUUACGCGUAUCAGCUGGAGGUUUACUCGUAAUUAAUUUUGACCGAUUGGCAAAAAUGUUAAAAUUCUAUCUGAAACGUUAUCACGCAAGCCUGCAGGCUGCUGGUUCUAGACUGUGAACCUAACUAUAUAUAUAUGUGUGUGUAUUGUGAUCAAGUAGCAUCGAUAGCGUUAACCUGCUGCAAUACUAGCAGCAUAUUAUAUCAGCACGCUAAAAGCAGCUUGCAGUACUUAUAUAGAACUAGGUAUAGGUAAUUGGCACGAGUUGUUGGUAACGUACUCUGCGACUCUUGUAUACAUAGAUUAUAUUUUUGACUUCUUUGCAUUUUGAAAUACAAUCGAUGAAAAUAUAUUUAAACGUAUUUCUGUUGUAUGGUCUAGUAAUUAUGUAACUCCUUAUUACUAACACAAGCUGUUUAAGCUUACAGGUAGUAAGUUUAUCGAAUCUGCAAAUUCUUGUCUUAUGCAAGUGUUCAUAUUACUAUUUUUAUAAAUACGAAAAAUAAUAGGAAUUAUGUGUUCAUAAUAAGUACUAGCGAUUUGAUAUAGAAUCU
Molecule: messenger RNA, 2962 nt
Organism: Melanaphis sacchari
Lineage: Eukaryota; Metazoa; Arthropoda; Insecta; Hemiptera; Aphididae
Product: putative phospholipase B-like 2
Exons: 9
Coding region: 31-1701 (556 amino acids)
Biological process (GO): phospholipid catabolic process
Cellular component (GO): extracellular region
Molecular function (GO): glycerophospholipase activity
Source: RefSeq, a predicted model, not a curated record